This is a messenger RNA of Acanthopagrus latus (yellowfin seabream), 3651 nucleotides long. It is a transcript of the gene slc7a8a, whose product is annotated as solute carrier family 7 member 8a. Gene Ontology annotation, cellular component: membrane. Gene Ontology annotation, molecular function: neutral L-amino acid transmembrane transporter activity; L-amino acid transmembrane transporter activity. Gene Ontology annotation, biological process: amino acid transmembrane transport; neutral amino acid transport. Lineage: Eukaryota; Metazoa; Chordata; Actinopteri; Spariformes; Sparidae. The coding region runs from base 309 to 1709 and encodes 466 amino acids. The transcript is spliced from 13 exons. The record is from RefSeq and is a predicted model, not a curated record.
AAAACGGCCAACUUCGUCAUGUUUCCACAUAAAGCCAACAUUACUUUGAGGAAGAAGCAUUGAUUUCCAGCCUGGUACCAUGGAAGUGACUGUCUCUGGACAAACCAUCAAGCGAGUUCAAAACCUUGUGACAAAAGACGAAGACCGUGAACAGGAGAGAAAGCGAAGAUGUGAGAGAAAGCAGGAAAACAUUGGGGGUUGAAAAUGAAGAGGAAGACAGAAGAACGCAAAACAAAGGGAAAAGCGCAGGACAGAAGAGGAGAGGUAACAUCAUCGGCUCGGGUAUCUUCGUCAGUCCCAAGGGAGUGAUGGAGAACGCCAGCUCUGUGGGCGUGGCGCUGUUCGUCUGGAUCAUCACGGGUGUCAUCACCGCCAUCGGGGCGCUGUGCUACGCCGAGCUGGGCGUCACCAUCCCCAAGUCGGGGGGCGACUACUCCUACGUUAAGGACAUCUUCGGAGGGCUGGCUGGGUUCCUGCGUUUGUGGAUCGCCGUGCUGGUGAUCUACCCGACCAACCAGGCUGUGAUCGCGCUGACCUUUUCCAACUACGUGCUGCAGCCCCUGUUCCCCACCUGCUUCCCGCCGGAGAGCGGCCUGCGCCUGCUGGCUGCCGUCUGCCUCUUGCUGCUGACAUGGGUGAACUGCUCCAGCGUCAGGUGGGCCACCCGGGUGCAGGACAUAUUCACCGCCGGCAAGCUGCUGGCCCUCGCCCUCAUCAUCAUCAUGGGCAUCGUGCAGAUCUGCAAGGGAGAGUACUACUGGCUGGAGCCGGCCAACGCCUUCGAGCCCUUCCAGGAGUACGACGUGGGUUUGAUAGCCUUAGCGUUCCUACAAGGCUCCUUCGCUUACGGAGGCUGGAACUUCCUCAACUAUGUCACGGAGGAGCUGGUGGACCCCUACGUGAACCUCCCUCGUGCCAUCUUCAUCUCCAUCCCCCUCGUCACCUUCGUGUACGUCUUCGCCAACAUCGCCUACGUCACGGCCAUGAGUCCCCAGGAGCUGCUCGCCUCCAACGCCGUUGCCGUGACGUUUGGUGAGAAGCUGCUGGGAGUCAUGUCGUGGAUCAUGCCCAUCUCUGUGGCUCUCUCCACCUUCGGGGGAGUCAACGGUUCACUCUUCACCUCCUCACGGUUGUUCUUUGCCGGAGCCAGAGAGGGCCACCUCCCCAGUCUGCUGGCCAUGAUUCACCUCAAACGCUGCACUCCCAUCCCCGCUCUGCUCUUCACUUGCCUGUCCACCCUGCUCAUGCUGUGCACCAGCGACAUGUACACCCUCAUCAACUACGUGGGCUUCAUCAACUACCUCUUCUAUGGAGUCACUGUCGCCGGGCAGAUUGUGCUGCGUAUUAAACAGCCCGACAUGCACCGACCAAUCAAGAUCAGCCUGAUAUGGCCGGUCAUUUACCUCCUCUUCUGGGCCUUCCUGCUCAUCUUCUCCCUCUACUCCGAGCCCGUGGUGUGUGGCAUCGGCCUGGCCAUCAUGCUGACUGGCGUCCCCGUCUAUUUCCUGGGAGUCUACUGGGACAACAAGCCACAGUGCUUCGACGCCUUCGUUAAUAAGAUGACCUACGUGGGCCAGAAGUUCUGCAUGGUGGUCUACCCGGGCAGCACCGACAGCAGCGGGGGCGCAGAGGAAGGAGAGGAGAUGAAGGAGGCCCGGUCUCCUCUGUCCAAGGAAGACGGGGACAACCACAAGUCAGCGGACUGCUAGAGCGCCCCUCGUCUCCCAGCCGCCCCGCAAAUAAACAGACAUAUGCGAAACCGAACGUGGGCGCGCAAAAAACAAACCAACAAAGGCGGUUUGUAGUGGAUUUAACACUCGUGCCCCCCCCACACACACUUUUUUGUUGUUUUUUUUUUAAUAUUUUUAUUUGGUUUUAGCAACGUUUCAAUCAAUAUCCUCUGUGCCAAAUAUAGUAUGAGAUGUUUUAGAGUAAUAUGACCUCUAACUUGACAGACUGGGGUCCUUCAAAAGUGCAAUAAAGAAAGGUUAGCGCCUUCCAGCUCCUCAAUACACACACUUACAACUCGUCAUCAUCAUCCUGCUCCUCCUCCUCCACACACUCCCUGCACAGUCCUACUGUAAGAGCGUCUUUUGUUUCUUUAUUUCUUUUUAAUUCUUUAUCAAAAGACUCUCACUGUGUCCUGACGCGCAAACACUUGUUUUUGUUCUUUUUUUUCCCGUUUCUUUUUGUAAAUUUCUGGUUCAUCCAUUCAACACACCAAAGCUGCAUUUGAUUGUCAGAAAAAUCAGUUUCAGAUCAAGUCCUCUUAUGUCGUGACGUACACUAAGUACUGUGUUUUGCUAAAAAAAAAAAGGUGACUGUGAUUCCGAAAAUGUUCCUCUUUUUUUUUCUUUUUUUUUUUUUCUUUUUUUGUAAUUGUGAUAAUUGUUUAUAACAUUUGCCUUGCCGUUAUUUUAGUUUUAAUAUGUUAAUUUUAGUUUUGUUGAUAUUCCUUUUUUUCUAUUUGGCAUCAUAUACAUCUGAGCCUAUUAUUCUUUUUUUUUUUUUACUCUUGCAACCCUGGAGGUGUACACCUGAAAGCUGAUGUGUGAUCUGUACUUUGUAUCGGUAGAUGUGCUGGAAAAGGGUGCACACUUCUUUGUUGAUUGCCUUAAUUAGAUGACAUUCUGUGUGUUUGGGUGCCAUUGCAGCACUGCUCCUACUGAUGUGGAUAUUUGGUUGGGGUUGAACGAUUUUAAAGUGUCAGUGUUUUUGGGUUAGGGUUAGGGUUAAAUUGGAGAGUUUUUGGAUUCUUGUACGGACACUACUCAGAUAUACCUGUCAGCGUCCGGCGUGGACGUAGAUCACUAGAAAGGAAUAGAUAGGCCGGACAUGAUAAUCUCCACCGCCACAUUUGUGUUUCGUUAUUGUGCACAUCCCGACACCGACACAUGUGAAUGCCUGUGUGAAAGAACAGUUAAACGGCAGAAGGACAUUUUUUUCUGUAGCCUACCAUGUAGUUGUGCUUAAAAAUUAUUUGUUCUUUAUGUAGCGUGGAGAAGUGAGAGCUUUACGCGCACGAAAAAAAAUAAAAAAAAUCGACUAGUGCAAUAUUUAGGGCAGGCACCAGCAAAAAAAGAAAGAAAAAUACUCACCCCCUGAACGAACCCAUCCUGUGUCGUCUGGUUAUCGUUAUGUAUCUAUACUUAUGCUGUAUAUUAUAGUAACAACACUCCUGCACACAUAAAACACACAUUGUGUACUUCCGUGUCUUUUCUAUAUAAUCUGUUAGUGUCUCAGGGCAUCCCCCCGCUGCCUUCUCCUUACAUACACACUGCCGCAAAAAGAAAAAAAAACAAACAGAUCUGACGAAUUGCCUCUUUGCCACACGCCUGUACUGGUGCUUUUUAGAGAUGUAUUUUCCUCAGGAAGCUCAAUCUUAUGAGAUAUCCCAAAAGAAAAAUAACACAGGCGUUGGCAGACGUGCAUAAAUAAUUCUAUCAAUCUAUCAAGUGAAGUCGGGCCAGUAUUGUGAAAGGUUUCUCUCGUUGAACUGUAAGGGGGAACAGGGUGUCUUGGAUGUCUGUGCAAGUACAAUGAUUGUGUUUUGUGCCUGUACGGUUAUUGUGUAUUUACAGUAUACACAGGUGUCAUGACAGUCUGUAUGUUGUCUCUUAGUAAAUAAAAAAGAACCACUGACUAAUGUUU